GCCAUCAGGUAUACAGUUUAUUUGUAAAGUCUCAAAUUGACAAAAGCAUUCAUUUUUAAAUAAUCAAAAAUAUCUUACGUUGUGCUUUUUAUAAAAACGUUCCAUAAAUAAUCUUCGAUGCAUAAAAAUUAAUUAUUUUUAUAUCGUGGUUUUUCGAAUGUAAUCGUACGCUAUUGUGUGAUCUCACCAAACAGAGCGCGGAAGUACAAAAAAGCGUACGUCAAACUGUCAAAGAAUCCUUAUGUCAAUUUGUUUAUAGCUAUAAGCGUUGAUGAAUGUCUGAGAGUGAUACUUACGAUUCGGCGGACGAAUAUACAAGCCUAAUGGACGGUCACGUCGCGGAAUCUCGCACGGACGAUUUGGGCUUGGUCACUGGUCGAAAAAGGCGUUCGCGUAUUAGUAACGAAGAGAUUGAAAAUGGAAUUCCUGAGGUCCAUAUUCAAACACCAGGUAUAUCAAAUAAUGCAAGUUCAGGUAGAAGAGGUACAUUAAGUAGUAGUGUCCAGGGUAGAUCAAGAAAUUAUAGAGAUGAAGAAGAAGAAGAAUUAAAAUAUGGAGCAGCACAUGUUAUUAAAUUAUUUGUGCCUGUAUCUCUUUGUAUGUUAGUUGUAGUUGCCACAAUUAGUUCUAUAAAUUUUUACACAACCAAAGGAAUGUAUUUAGUAUACACUCCAUUUCAUGAAGACAGUGCUGACACAAGUACAAAGGCUUGGCAAGCAGUUGCCAACUCUUUAAUACUAAUGAGUGUCAUUGUAUUUAUGACUGUGAUACUUAUUGUUCUAUAUAAAUAUAAAUUUUAUAAAGUAAUCCAUGGAUGGUUGAUAAUAAGUUCCUUAUUGUUGUUAUCUAUGUUUUCUAUGUUAUAUUGCGAACAAGUAUUAAAAGCAUAUAACAUUCCAAUGGAUUUGUAUACAUUAGGUUUAGUUUUGUGGAAUUUUGGAGUAGUUGGAAUGAUAUGUAUACAUUGGCAAGGUCCUCUACAAUUACAACAAGCAUAUCUUAUUUUUAUCUCUGCUCUAAUGGCGCUUGUUUUUAUUAAAUAUUUACCAGAAUGGACAGCAUGGGUUGUACUUGGUGUUAUUAGUAUUUGGGAUUUAAUUGCUGUGUUAACACCAAAAGGACCUUUAAGAAUACUUGUAGAGACUGCACAAGAGCGAAAUGAAUCUAUUUUUCCUGCAUUAAUUUAUUCUUCGACAAUUAUGUACACAGCUACAAUGACUUAUGCUGGUUAUGUACAAACAGCAACAAUGACUACUAAUGAUACUGCUGCUAGUGAUAACACAACAUAUACUAUGAAUAAUCAAGCAAAUAAUCAAAAUAAUUCUACAUCUGGAGAUGCAGAAGAGGGCGGAUUUACACCUGAAUGGAUAGAUACACAUGGUGAUCGAGGAGCAAGACGAGCACAAGAAGUACGUGAAAAUACCUUGUCUUUAACAGAAAGAUCAAGACAAGAUAAUCGUGUUGCACGUGAAUCACAAGGACAACAAGUCCCAAUUACUGAGGAGGAACGAGGAGUGAAAUUAGGUCUUGGUGAUUUUAUAUUUUACAGCGUUUUAGUUGGGAAAGCUUCCAGUUAUGGCGAUUGGAACACUACAUUAGCUUGUUUCGUUGCUAUUCUUAUUGGACUUUGUUUAACAUUAUUAUUGCUGGCUAUUUUUAAGAAAGCAUUGCCAGCAUUACCGAUCUCUGUUACAUUUGGUUUAACAUUUUAUUUUGCCACGAGAGUAAUUGUUGCACCAUUUGCAGAUAAAUUAGCGAGCGAGCAAGUGUUCAUUUAACUUAGUUCGUGCCAUCAAACUACGGACUACACGUGCCACAUAUUAUGCCGAAUUUUCCUUUUUGUCUAGAGACUCUUACCUUCUCCCACCAUUGAUGAAAUCUUUGUGCACGUUCGUGAUUGCUCAUGAAUUCUUGAAACUGACGAUGCUUGGACUGCAAUGUUGUGCGCAGAGAGGCAACUUCCCUACAUAAAUUUUCUACCUAGUACCACACACACACAGAUAUCGAUGCAUUAACAAAAAAGAUAACUGAAAACAAUAUAGUUUAGACGUUUUCCUUUCUUUUUUUUUCUUUUUUUUUUAUUUUAUUUUAUUAUUAUUAUUAUUAUUUUUUUUUUUUGAUGAAAGAUGAAUUCUAAAUAAUAACAAUGAAAAACAAAAGAUUUUACAAAUCAUCAUGUAUAUAGAUAUUUAAUUAUGAGAUGUAAGAGACAAAUAAUGUUCAAUAAAUAAAAAUAAAAAUAAAAGCAUGCUACUUUUUAUGCAUAAUAGGGACUACAUAAUAUUAGUUUAUAUUAUAUAUAGAAUUAUUAACAAAUUCAAUUAAAUAUAAAAUUAAGAAUUAAUGGUAAAAAAAGAAGAAAACAGAAAUGAAAUGAAAUAAUCGCGAUAAUACAUUACCUUAAUAAUUCUGUUAGUUAGGUUUUUAAAUCCAACAUCAGCACUCGACAAAGUGCACGUGCGGACGUAUCCCAACAAAAUUGUUAACAAGAUACACUGGGUUUGUUAAUCGGGAGCGUUAAUUCUCUCGACCAUAUACGUGUAACGCUUAAUAGAAUGUGUGAGAUAGAAUACAGAUAACAGAAGUGUGCGUGCAAUAUUAUAUCGUGGAAGAUCGAAGGCCAAUUUUUGUAAGAAAAAUUUAUUAAUCAACAAUAUUCGUAUAUAUAUAUAUUAUAUAUAUAUGUAUAUAAUAACAACAGUUUUUUCUUCUUUCUCGCAUAACAAACCCAUAUAUAUAUAUAUAGACGUUUCUACAAAAAACAAGGCCAAAUAUGUACAUAACACGUUCUUCUUCUUUUUUUUACUCUGUUCACUUAACAGUCGUCUACAAGGUACUUAACGUAUAACAUUCCACAGAAUGCCAUAUUUGUCCGGCAAUAUCUUGUCAACACUGGCACUUUAAUCAUAAUCGUUCAGGCAACUUAUCGCCAAUAAGCUUUUCUAUCGCUAUUAAAAAAAAUAAGCGUUAAAAUCUCUACAGGCAGCUAUCAUCUGCGUGAAAUUAGGCGCAUUUUAUAUUAACCCGUAAUAGAACCUGCAUGAAAAUAAAAAAGUAUAAUACAAAAAAAGAUAGACAUUUCUUUUAUAUAUAUAUAAAAAUGAUUCAAUUACAUAUUGGACAAAUAUUGUCCUAUUAACAAUGUAAUUGUACAUUAAUUACAUUAUAUUACAGUCAGGAGAAAAUCCUGAUAUUAGACGCCAUUCAUUGCUUUGAAGCACCUUAAGCUUUUUUUUAAAUAAAUUUCUAAAUCUAUAUUAAAUUGAAGUGAAAAAAAAAAUUAUCAUUAUCAACGAUAAUUUUAUAGCACGUUUUUAUAUUUAUACUUGUGUAUUCAAUGUUCAUUUUCAUGUGAAGAUAUGGAUAUGAAUUAACAUGAUGUUUUUUUGCUAUGUAUCAAUUUGAUUGAUACA
Messenger RNA from Apis laboriosa (Himalayan honeybee), 3413 nucleotides. RefSeq names its product presenilin-1 (gene Psn). The record is from RefSeq and is a predicted model, not a curated record. The coding region runs from base 276 to 1778 and encodes 500 amino acids. Gene Ontology annotation, molecular function: aspartic endopeptidase activity, intramembrane cleaving. Gene Ontology annotation, biological process: Notch receptor processing; membrane protein ectodomain proteolysis; calcium ion transport. Lineage: Eukaryota; Metazoa; Arthropoda; Insecta; Hymenoptera; Apidae. Gene Ontology annotation, cellular component: membrane raft; cell surface; neuromuscular junction. The transcript has 8 exons.